Nerophis ophidion (straightnose pipefish) is the source of this 6316-nucleotide messenger RNA. RefSeq names its product chondroitin sulfate synthase 1 (gene chsy1). The record is from RefSeq and is a predicted model, not a curated record. The transcript has 3 exons. NCBI's taxonomy places the organism in Eukaryota, Metazoa, Chordata, Actinopteri, Syngnathiformes, Syngnathidae. Bases 499 to 2898 code for a protein of 799 amino acids. Gene Ontology annotation, molecular function: glucuronosyl-N-acetylgalactosaminyl-proteoglycan 4-beta-N-acetylgalactosaminyltransferase activity. Gene Ontology annotation, cellular component: Golgi cisterna membrane.
AGACACAAAUGUAGAGUCUUUUUUUUUUCCCCCAUGUGCCCUGAACGCGUCGUGCCUACGGAAGCUUUACGGGCUCAUAUUAGCUGACGGCUUCCAUCGACACCUCCACAUCUUCAACAUGGAGAGAUAACGAAGAGCUCGGCGCCGCUAUUCGAGGCUCAAGAGGGAAGACGGCUGGCCCGGCGUUGACGGCGGACGUCGGCGGCGUUACGACGGCGCUUUGCGGCCACCGCGCGUUUUUUUUUAGUGGCGCCUCGAAGGGAGAAGCAGCUCGUGAUGCUACGUAAGCAGCGCCUCUGUGGCGGGAGCGCGCGCGCGUGAGAGCCAGCCUUUUUUUUUUUGUUUAGUUAAUUUUGUAAUUUUGUAUUUCUGACGUGACGUCACUCCUUUAUCUCUCCCGCCGGAGACGCGCAGAGAGAGAGAGAGAGAGAGAGAGGGAGGGAGGGAGGGAGAGACGGCGUCGGCGGCGGCGGGCGAGUGAACUUUUUGCGGGAGGGGAUGGCAGCUCGAAGCCGGAGAGCUUGGUUUAGCGUCCUCUUGGGUCUGGUGCUCGGCUUCACGCUGGCCUCCAGACUCAUCCUGCCCAAGGCCGGCGAGCUGAAGAAAGCCGGACACAAGCGGAAAGCCAACCCGUCCAACUGUGGCCUCAACACGGCUCUGGGGAAGGAGCGAGGCGGCGUGAUGUGGCCGCAGAAAGAUAGCGGCUCGCCGGCCACGCAGACGCCGGGACCCCGCUCCGACAACUUCCUUUUCGUGGGGGUCAUGACCGCCCAGAAGUACCUGAACAACCGGGCCGUGGCCGCGCACAGGACAUGGGCUCAGGCCAUCCCCGGUCGCGUGGAGUUCUUCUCCAGCGAAGGCUCCGACACUUCCAUCCCCAUCCCCAUCGUGGCCCUGAAGAACGUGGACGACUCGUACCCGCCCCAGAAGAAGUCGUUCAUGAUGUUGAAGUACAUGCACGACCACUACCUGGAAAAGUACGAGUGGUUCAUGCGGGCGGACGACGACGUUUACAUCAAGAGCGACAAGCUGGAGAAUUUCCUGCGAAGCCUCAACAGCAGCGAGGCUCUGUUCCUGGGACAGACGGGGAUGGGGGCCCGCGACGAGUUGGGCAAACUGGCCCUGGAGCCCGGAGAGAACUUCUGCAUGGGGGGCCCGGGGGUCAUCAUGAGCCGGGAGGUCCUGAGGAGGAUGGUACCUCACAUCCGACAGUGUCUGCAGGAGAUGUACACCACCCACGAGGACGUGGAGGUGGGGCGCUGCGUGAGGAGGUUUGCGGGGGUCCAGUGCGUCUGGUCCUACGAGAUGCAGCAGCUGUUCUACGAGAACUACGAGCCCAACAAGAAGGGCUACAUCCGAGACCUCCACAACAGCAAGAUCCACCGGGCCAUCACGCUGCACCCCAACAAGAACCCGCCCUACCAGUACCGCCUGCACAGCUACAUGCUCAGCCGCAAGAUCGCCAACCUGCGGCACAAAACCAUCCGGCUCCACCGCGAGAUCGUCCAGAUGAGUCGCUACGGCGCGGCCGAGCCGAGCCGGGAGGACCUCCAGCUGGGGAUGCCGCCCUCCUUCAUGCGCUUCCACCCGCAGCAGAGAGACGACGUCCUGGAGUGGGAGUUCCUGACCGGGAGGCACCUGUUCUCCGCCUUCGACGGACAGCCGCCCCGCCGCGGGAUGGACACGUCCCAGCGCCAAGCCCUGGACGACAUCAUCAUGCAGGUGAUGGAGAUGAUCAACGCCAACGCCAAGACGCGGGGGCGCGUCAUCGACUUCAAGGAAAUCCAGUACGGCUACCGGCGGGUGAACCCGCUGUACGGCGCCGAGUACGUCCUGGACCUGCUGCUCCUCUACAAGAAGCACAAAGGAAAGACCAUGACGGUGCCCGUGCGCAGACACGCCUACCUCCAGCAGACCUUCAGCCAAAUCCAGUUCCGGGAGGAGGACCAGAUGGACGCCCAGACGCUGGCGGCGCACAUCAACCAGGAGUCGGACUCCCUGUCCUUCCUGUCCAACUCCUUGAAGAUGCUGGUCCCCUUCAAGCUGUCCACGUCCGGCCAUGAGCAGAAGGAAGUGGUGGACAAGAAGGUCAACAUCCUGGUGCCUCUGUCGGGACGCUACGACAUCUUCGCCCGCUUCAUGGCCAACUUUGAGCGCUUCUGUCUGAUUCCCAAGCAGAACGUCAAGCUGCUGGUGCUGCUCUUCAGCACCGACAACGACACGGAGCGCGUCAAGCAGGUGGAGCUGAUGCGGGAGUACCACGUCAAGUACCCCCGCGCCGACAUGGAGAUCAAGCCCGUGGCCGGGGCCUUCUCCCGGGCGCUGGCUCUGGAGGUGGGCUCGUCGCUCUUCACCAACCAGUCGCUGCUCUUCUACUGCGACGUGGACCUGCUCUUCACCGCCGACUUCCUCAAGCGCUGCCGGGCCAACGCGGCCCUGGGCCAGAGCGUCUACUUCCCCGUCAUCUUCAGCCAGUACGACCCCAAGGUGGUCUACGCCGGGAAGGUGCCCGGCAACAACCACUACGUCUUCACCUCCAAGACGGGCCUGUGGAGGAUCUUCGGCUACGGCAUCGUCUGCGUCCACAAGGGGGACCUGGUCCGGGCGGGGGGCUUUGACACCACCAUCCAGGGCUGGGGGAUGGAGGACGUGGACCUCUUUAACAAGUUUGUGCAGUCGGGCGUGUCGUUGUUCCGCAGCACGGACACGGGCAUCGUGCACGUGCACCACGCCGUCGCCUGCGACCCCAACCUGGAGGCCAAGCAGUACAAGAUGUGUCUGGGGUCCAAGGCGUCCUCGCACGGGUCCACGCAGCAGCUGGCCCAGCUCUGGCUGGACAAGAACGACCACGCCCAGCGCAGGCUGGCCGCCAACAACGGCUCGCUUAGGACAGCCUGAGGGGGGACGUGCUGCUGGCCACGCCCACAAAUAAUUUAUUUUCCACGCAGAAACCCCUUUUUACUUUUUACACUUUGACAGCAGGAGGCGGGGCCAGCCCCAGGAGGCGGGGCCAUCGGACACUUUGUGAAUGUUUACAUUUCCUCACACACAGAGAUUGUUUUUUUCGUGUGAACAACUGCUGGAUUUGACGUCUAAUUUAUUCCUUUUUGUUCAAUGCAAAGAUUGUAACUUCCUGUCACCAAAGACUCAAUUCUGUGCGUGCGUGCGUGUGUGUGUGUGUGUGUGUGUGUGUGUGUGUGUGUGUGUGAGAUUGAGUGAACAGUAAAGAAUGUUCCAUAGCAUUUGGUUUAAAAGCCAGGGGGCGUGGCUUCACGUGAAGCCAGCGUCUUACCUGGCAGGUACUGAUAUUCCCGGCUGGUCCAGUCUUCCAAAACAGGAACUUUUGUGACAACAAGAAGACGGACUGAGGUUGUCGUUAGUUUUUUUAAAUCUUUCUUUUUUCUUUUUUUUUUUUUAUUAUUAUUAUUAUUGUUUUUAAUUUGUCUUUCAACUUUCGAGUGGGAAAGUUUUUCUAUUUAAAGAAUAAAAUGGUGGGGAAGUUUUCCUAAAAUUGUUUUCCCUUUUUUUUUUUUUAAACCAAGAUUCAGGAAUAUGUCACAAGGUCCAAGUUACCAUGGUUACUAAGACCCCUUUACUCGAGUCGCCCCCUGCUGUUUGUGUUCGGUAAUGUUGCACCACAGACAACAUUACAUUAAAGGCCUACUAAAACCCACUACUACCAACCACGCAGUCUGAUAGUUUAUACAUCAAUGAUGAAAUAUUAACAUUGCAACACAUGCCAAUACGGCCUUUUUAGUUUACUAAAUUACAAUUUUAAAUUUCCCGGAAGUUUCGUCUUGAAAACGUCGUGUAAUGAUGACGUGUACGCAGGACGUCACGGGUUUUAAGGAAAUAUGAGCGCUGCGCACACACACAGCUAAAAGUCAUCUGCUUUAACGGCAUAAUUACACAGUAUUUUGGACAUCUGUGUUGCUGAAUCUUUUGCAAUUUGUUUAUUUAAUAUUGGAGAAGUCACAGUAGAAAGAUGGAGUUGGGAAGCUUUAGCCUUUAGCCACACAAACACAUGGUGAUUCCUUGUUUAAAAUUCCUGGAGGUGAAACUUUCCUAUGGAUCAGAGCGCGGUCAAGCCAACAUGUAUCCAGACCAAAUGUCAACCAGCAGGUUUCGGUGAGAAAAUUGUGGUUAAAAAGUCCGUUCUUACCGGAGAAAAGCUGAGCUUGUGCCGUCCAUAAAGCUGCCGUUGAAUCCCCUGAGACACUGCACGUCAACACACCCUUCCGACUAUCAGGUACUAUUUAACUCACUAAAACACUAGCAACACAAUAGAAAUAAAAGGGAUUUCCCUGAAUUAUCCUAGUAAAUGUCUCUAAAAACAUGGGAAUCUGUCCCAAUGCGAUCGCAUUUUUUUUUAACAUGUUUUUUUUUAUCUACUCCGUCGCUAUCAAUAUCCCCAAACACGAAUCUUUCAUCCUCGCUCAAAUUAAUGGGGAAAUUGUCGUUUUCUCGGUCCGAAUAGCACUUUUUGUUGGAGGCUCCCAUUAAAAAUAAUGUGAAUAUGUGAGGAGCUAUCACACGGGUGACGUCAUCGUCUGUGACUUCCGGUAGAGGCAGGGCUUUUCUCUUAGAACCGAAAGUUGCGAACUUUAUCGUGGAUGUUCUCUACUAAAUCCUUUCAGCAAAAAUAUGGCAAUAUCGCGAAAUUAUCAAGUAUGACACAUAGAAUGGACCUGCUAUCCCCGUUUAAAUAAGAAAAUCUCAUUUCAGUAGGCCUUUAAGUCAGGGGUCGGCAACCUAAAAUGUUGAAAGAGCCACAUUGGACCAAAAAUAAAAAAUAAAACAAAUAUGUCUGGAGCCGCAAAAAAAUAAAAGCCAUAUUACAUACAGAUAGUGUGUCAUGAGAUAUAAAUUUAAUUAAGAGGACUUAAAGGAAACCAAAUGAGAUGAAAUAUAGCUACAAAUGAGGCAUAAUGAUGCAAUAUGUACAUAUCGCUACCCUAAAUAGCAUGUUGGCAUCGAUUAGCUUGCAGUCAUGCAGGUUUUUUUUUUUGAUUGAUUGAUACUUUUAUUAGUAGAUUGCACAGUUUACUACAUAUUCUGUACAAUUGACCACUAAAGUGUAACACCCGAAUAAGUUUUCAACUUGUUAAUCAGUUCAUGGUAACCAAAGACCAAAUAUGUCUGAUUAACACUCCACACAAGUCAAUAACGUCAACAAAACUCACCUUUUUGGAUUCAUACACAACGUUAAGUUUGGUGGACAAAAUGAGACGGAAAAAGAAGUGAAAUAAAACACGUCUUAGAACAUGGGUGUCAAACUCUGGCCCGCCGUGUAAUUUUAUUUGGCCCUUGAGGUAAUAUCAAAUUAAGAUUAGAGCUGGCCCGUCGGUAUUAUACAGGGGCAAUGCCUCUGUAACACUGCAUUCACCGCUGAUACUCGCUGAUACAACCCUCACGGUUUUCCCGGGAGACUCCCAAAGUUCAGUGCCCCUCCCGAAAAUCUCCCGGGGCAACCAUUCUUCCGAAUUUCUCCCGAUUACCACCCGGACAACAACAUCGGGGGCGCGCCUUGAAGGCACUGCCUUUAGCGUCCUCUACAGCCUGUCGUCACCUCCGCUUUUCCACCAUACAAACAACGUGCCGGUCCAGUCACAUAAUAUACGCUGCUUUAACACACACAAGUGAAUGCAAUGCAUACUUGAUCAACAACCAUAAGGGUCACACUGAGGGUGGCCGUAUAAAUAAAUGAUAAAUGUGUUGUACUUGUAUAGCGCUUUUCUACCUUCAAGGUACUCAAAGCGCUUUGACACUACUUCCACAUUUACCCAUUCACACACUGAUGGAGGGAGCUGCCAUGCAAGGCGCCAACCAGCCCCCAUCAGGAGCAAGGGUGAAGUGUCUUGCUCAGGACACAACGGACGUGACGAGGUUGGUACUAGGUGGGAAUUGAACCAGGGACGCUCGGGUUGCGCACAGCCGCUCUCCCCACUGCGCCACGCCGUCCCUAUAAACAACUUUAACACUUUUACAAAUAUACGCCAGACUGUGAAGCCACACCAAACAAGAAUGACAAACACAUUUCGGGAGAACAUCCACACCGUAGCACAACGUAAACUCAACAGGAGAAAUACCCAGACCCCCUUGCAGCACUAACUCUUCCGGGACGCUACAAUAUACCACCAAACCCCGCUCCCCCAAUUUUUAUUUACAUUUUAUUUCAUGUGCCAUUUAUAUUUUUUACUCAUUAUUGUAAAUUGAAACUCGAUUUUGUAUGUGACUAUAAAGUUAUACAAGCCUUGCUUGUUUAACAUUCAAUCCAAAACUUGUUGGGUCCCUAUUAAAAGGUUAAUUUUUUCAA